GAUCGCUUGACUCCAAAAAGUAAACAGACUUGUUUUGAGCUGUCAAAAAUGUAGAGGCCUCACAAAUUAAUGCGUUUAAGAACCGUCGUUACUGGGGCAUCUAAAUGUACAUGGACGAUACCACGGAAGUUAGCAGAAGAUAACGCAAUGAAGCCCGAGUACAAGUUUCCUGCUAUGGCUGAAGACAGAGACCUGGGGCGGCCUCCAAUUGGAGAACGUCGCAAGGGCCGACAAACAUUCUGGAGCUCGUCCCACUUCUGCAGCCUGCUAGACGGCCUGGUGGGGCUCAGACAGUCCGGGCUACUGUUUGAUGUGGUGCUCCUGGUGGAGGGGCGACCCAUACAGGCUCACCGCAUACUGCUGGCAGCCUCCUGUGACUACUUCAGAGGAAUGUUUGCUGGAGGGCUUCGUGAGACGCAACAAAAUGAGAUCCCGAUUCAUGGAGUAACAUACUUAGCCAUGAAGAAAAUACUUGAUUACAUCUACACUUCAGAGAUUGAGUUAGACCUGGAGUGUGUACAGGAUGUUCUGGUUGCUGCCACUUUGUUACAGCUUGAGAUUGUCAUUGGCUUCUGUUGUGACUUCCUCUACUCCUGGCUGGAUGAGACAAACAUUUUAGAGGUCCACCAUCUUGCUGAUAUGUAUGGACUGGAACAGCUCAAAACUCGAGUCCACUCCUACAUCCUCAAGAACAUCCAGAGCCUGUCUCGGACUGAUGUGUACCGACAGCUGCCCCAAGAGGAGGUGUACAGGGCCCUGAGCAGUAAUGAGCUUCAGGUGAACAGCGAGAAUGAGGUGUAUGAGGCAGCGCUGCACUAUCACUUCAGCCCAGAGCAGGUGGAAACUGACCAGGUCUACCUCCAGGUCAGUCAACAGGACAACCUGAAAAUGCUGGAGACGGUGCGCUUCUGUCUGAUUGAGAAGCAUAUAUUGGAGAGGUUGCACAGCAGACUCAGCCCAUGUCCUCUGAGGGAUCUGGUUUCUGAAGCUCUUAAAUAUCAUGAACUGGAAAUCCUGCAGCCUGUCCUCCAAAGUCCUCUGACUCAGCCACGCUCCACUCUGCACUGUAUCCUGGGAUUUGGGGGCAUGUUCUGCUCCAUCCCAUACAUCGACCCAGAACCUCUGUUUCAGGUGUAUCACCCGAGCUGGGGCGAGUGGAGGACUCUGAAUGCAGCGCCUGGUCCACAGAUGUCCAACCAGGGCAUUGUGGUGCUUAACAAUUUUGUGUACCUCAUCGGUGGGGAUAAGAACACCAGGAGGUUUAGGGCUGAGACUCGCUGUUGGAGGUAUGACCCUCGCCAUAACCGCUGGUGCACUAUCCAGCCUUUGCAGCGGCAGCAUGCGGACCAUUGUGUUUGUGUGGCAGGUGGUCACAUUUACGCCAUUGGAGGUCGGGAUUAUAGCAAUGAACUGGACACUGUGGAGCGCUACGACCCACGCACUAACAGAUGGGAAUAUGUAGCACCUCUAAAACGAGAGGUCUAUGCACAUGCUGGGGCCACUGUUGAUGGAAAAAUAUACAUCACUUGUGGUCGAAGAGGAAUGACCUACCUCAAAGAGACUUACUGCUAUGACCCUGCAGUGGAUGCUUGGACAGAGUGCGCACUGGGGCCAGUGGAGCGGGCCUGGCACGGCAUGGCCUCAGUGAAUGGACGUGUUUAUGUUAUCGGGGGAAGUAAUGAUCAACACGGGUAUCGACGAGAUGUUGUCAAGGUGGGAUGCUUCAACCCAGCCAAUAACUCUUGGUCUGUGGUGAACCCACUGCCCGCUGGUCACGGAGAGCCUGGUGUUGCAGUCCUGGACAGUCGCAUUUACAUCCUGGGGGGGCGCUCUCACGAUAGGGGUGACAGGAUGAAGUAUGUGCAUGUGUACAACAGCGAGGCAGAUGAGUGGGACACGGACACUGAGUUUACAGAGUGCGUCUCUGGGCUGGCCGCCUGUGUCGUUCUCAUGCCCCCUGCUGUUAUCGCUCAGACCAAGAGCUGGGAGGGCAGCAAAGCAUCAUGGGACGACGUUGCAGAAAACUCAGAGGCCUCCAGUGAGGACUGAACUGAGCCUCAGCACUACAGACUGUCAAGCACUUUUUCGGCCUUAUGGAGUUAUAUCCUAUUUUGUGGUACUAACCCAAGGUUAUAAUAUUAGCUACAGCUGGGCUAAUAUCUUUUAACAUUUUGCAAAUUCAAACCACACACUUCACUGCAUAGAUAAAAAAUUGCUCCUUAUCUAAAAGAUAACGCUUGUCUGACACUAAGCUGUUUUAUUUACUGUAGUACAUUUUUGUGUUAUUUAUUUAUAUAAAGAAUAUAUUAUUUAAAAAUGAGUAAAAACGUGGUGCAAUUGGCAAUAUCACUGCAUUUACUUUAACAUAAAGCUAUAUUAGGAUACACGUUUGUCUCGAUACACGUUUGUCAAAAUGUACUAUUGUUAAGUACAUUUUAAAUACCACUGGCAGAUCUUGCUCAUUAAUGAGAAAAUGGAAAUGGUAUAAAUGUAGAGAUGGUUUAACCUCAUCACAAAACUACUGACUUUUUAUUUUGUGCCUUUAGUCCUGUGCCUACAGAAUUAUAUUUUUUAUUGUCAGUGGUUUGUUUUUUGGGUUUUAGUUAUAACAUAUUAUGAACAUUAUAAUAAUGUUUUUCAAUGUUUAUAUUAUUAUGUGUUUAGUUAAUGAAAAGUACAUUUUGUUUGGUGCCUGAAUCAUGUGUAGAAUAAUAUUCAUUAUUCACUGUAAUUAAACAAUGAUUUAACA
This is a messenger RNA of Periophthalmus magnuspinnatus, 2749 nucleotides long. RefSeq names its product kelch-like family member 22 (gene klhl22). The coding region runs from base 70 to 2049 and encodes 659 amino acids. The record is from RefSeq and is a predicted model, not a curated record. Gene Ontology annotation, biological process: protein monoubiquitination; proteasome-mediated ubiquitin-dependent protein catabolic process; positive regulation of TORC1 signaling. Lineage: Eukaryota; Metazoa; Chordata; Actinopteri; Gobiiformes; Gobiidae. The transcript is spliced from 8 exons. Gene Ontology annotation, molecular function: protein binding. Gene Ontology annotation, cellular component: Cul3-RING ubiquitin ligase complex; mitotic spindle; nucleus.